Eimeria maxima is the source of this 780-nucleotide messenger RNA. RefSeq lists its product as hypothetical. The record is from RefSeq and is a predicted model, not a curated record. The coding region runs from base 1 to 780 and encodes 259 amino acids. Lineage: Eukaryota; Apicomplexa; Conoidasida; Eucoccidiorida; Eimeriidae. The transcript is spliced from 5 exons.
AUGUUUCAAGCCCGGAAGCAGGAGCAGAUGCUAUUACUGUUGCAGGAGAUAAGGGAGAUGGUGAAGGAGGGUUGCAGCCUGCUGGAUGCGACACGACCAGUGUCAGCUGAAGAAGCAAAUCUCUUGGGGAAGUGGGACCAGCGGUAUAAGGAUACGCAGACGGAGCUCAACGUGCUACAACAGGAAGUGCAGACUAUGGACUUGCCAAUAGCGAUGAAGCCCAUUGUUGAGGAAGCAGCAGCAACCGAACAGCAAGUAUUGGAGGUGGACCAGAGCGGGCCUAGCGGCAUACUUGCAUUGUUAGGGGUACCAACAGAAGACAAACCAGUACUGAAGGAGCACUGCAAAGCUGUGUGGGAGCGGAAUGCGGAGGUGAAAAUACUUUUGUUGCUGAACAGAAUGGGAGCAUAUACUGAAAAUGCCAAGAAAACUGCAUCAGGAAUGAUAGCAGGUUCCAAGAUCCUGCAACCUGACGACCACCAACGGGCAGGCGAACUCAAGAAACAUGUGGAGCAUGCAGUAACAACAACAAGGCGAACAGAUAACCUUUCUGCUGAUGUUAACGCUGUCGGCGAGUAUGUUUGUGCUAGCGAGAAGCUGUCACACCUGGUGUUGAUGCAAAAAUUAGAUGGUCUGCUGCAAAACGGCCCAGAAGCAGCAGCAGAGGUGUACGCAACUGAAGAGAAAAAAGCAGCAGGGGCACAUGACGAAAAAGAAGGCGACCUUGAACAGAAGGAUGACGGAGCACCAAUGGAGACGGGAGACUCAGUGGCAAUUUGA